GAGUUGUAUUAUUCUGUUUAAAGAAACAGUCUACGUGUCGCCUUACUUCAAUAGUUAAUUUCUAUCCGUCUGAAACUCAUCUACAGGAAUUAUGAAGAUUAAAACGAAAGAAAAGAACUCUCUUAAAGGAAUGAAAGCUCUUAUACUUGUCGGUGGCUUCGGAACGAGGUUAAGACCUCUAACUUUAUCUAGGCCAAAGCCUUUGGUGGAAUUCGCUAAUAAACCCAUGAUUAUGCACCAAGUAGAAGCCUUAGUUGAAGUAGGUGUAACUGAAAUUGUUUUAGCCGUCUCAUACAGAGCGGAGCUUCUCGAAAAGGAGCUAAGAGCACAAGAGGAGAGAUUAGGUAUCAAAAUUGUCAUAAGCCAUGAAGAUGAACCACUAGGAACCGCAGGACCACUAGCCUUGGCCCGAGAUAUACUCUUACAGGACUCCGAGCCAUUUUUUGUCCUCAAUUCUGAUAUCAUAUGUAAUUUUCCUUUUAAAGAUAUGAUAAGAUUCCAUAAGACUCAUAAUAGACAAGGUACUCUAGUGGUAACAAGAGUGGAUGAGCCUUCAAAGUACGGUGUUAUUGUGUAUAGGCCAGAGGACGGACAAAUUGAAAGGUUCGUUGAAAAACCUCAAGAAUUUGUUUCAAACAAGAUAAAUGCUGGUAUGUAUAUGUUGUCGCCAAGUAUGUUGUCUAGAAUUGAAUUGAGACCAACGUCUAUUGAAAAGGAGGUCUUCCCUAAAAUGGCUGUUGAUGGAGAAUUGUAUUGCAUGGAGCUACAAGGUUACUGGAUGGACGUUGGACAGCCAAAGGAUUUCUUGACGGGAAUGGGAUUAUACUUAACAGCUUUGAAUAUGUAUAACAACGACUAUUUACACGAAGGACCAGGAAUAGUUGGUAAUGUUCUGGUCGAUAAGAGCGCAAAAAUAGGAAAUGGUUGUAGGAUUGGACCUAAUGUUGUUAUUGGUCCCGAUGUUGUUGUCGAAGAUGGAGCUUGCGUUAAACGUUCAACUCUAAUGAAAGGCUCUAGAGUACGAAGCCAUGCAUGGUUAGAUAAUUGUAUCAUUGGUUGGAAGUGUUCUGUUGGAAGAUGGGUCAGAAUGGAAGGUGUUAGUGUACUUGGAGAAGAUGUCGUUGUUGCUGACGAAUUGUACAUUAACGGCGGAAGAAUAUUACCGCAUAAAAGCAUUUCGGCAUCUGUUCCAGAGCCGCAAAUCAUUAUGUAA
Dimorphilus gyrociliatus is the source of this 1213-nucleotide messenger RNA. NCBI's taxonomy places the organism in Eukaryota, Metazoa, Annelida, Polychaeta, Dinophilidae. The record is from the annotation of a GenBank genome assembly.